Molecule: messenger RNA, 3358 nt
Organism: Neoarius graeffei (lesser salmon catfish)
Lineage: Eukaryota; Metazoa; Chordata; Actinopteri; Siluriformes; Ariidae
Product: fibulin-7
Exons: 9
Coding region: 216-1325 (369 amino acids)
Cellular component (GO): membrane
Molecular function (GO): calcium ion binding
Source: RefSeq, a predicted model, not a curated record
AGCGGGUUGUCUCCAUAGCCCCUGAGCAGGCGUAACUCUGAGUGGUUGCUGUUCCUCCGUUUGAUAAGAGAACAACAUCUGCGUAUCAACUGAUAAACGAGUGAGGCUGUGGAUUACUGUAUGCCUGAGUGUCUCUGUUGACAUUUUGGACUCUAAAACAGUUCAAUUCCCUCACCAGACCUCAGGACAAGAGCUCAGGCAGUGGAUUUGGGAGAAUGACUCUCUCACAUCAGUACCGUGCUGUUUUGUUUCUGUCGCUGUUGGUUUUGCAUAGUUGUAAUGACGGGAUGCAGGGCUGCAUCGACAAGCAGAGGGUGAUGGGUGUGCUUCGCCAGAUGGAGAAAUUUUUAAAGGGACAGGAAAUCCGGUUUACAGAAGGUCUCAGAAUAAUGAAGUCCAAGCUUACCAGCCUUCAGAACUCUGUGUCCAAGUUUCCACAAGCAGACCAAUCUUCAUCCUCAUUCACUUGUCCUGCUCUGGAAGCUCCAACUUAUGGGAAGACGUUUGGCUCCAAGUACCUAGUUGGACAUGAAGUGCACUUUGUGUGUUCUUCAGGUUAUCAUUUGGUAGGCUCAGCAACCCGAGUGUGCCAGGAGAAUGGCAGCUGGAGUGGAGUCAGUGCACUCUGUAAAGCAGCAGGUUCAAGUCAGUGUGCUAGUAACCCAUGCCUCAAUGGUGGUACCUGUGCUGAAGGGGUCAACCAAUACAAGUGCAUUUGUCCUCACAACUGGAGCGGGAGCCGUUGUCAGCAGCAGACUCAAACAGAGAUGGAUUCCACAGCUGGAUGCACAAUUCAGGAUAUGCGUGUAGUUCACAUCUCUAAGGUUGCCAGAUUUGUCUUGAGUAGAGCCAACCACAGGCUGAAGCCUAAUCCCCUUUCUCCUUCCCGCUCACGUUCAGCCCCUCCAGAGUGGAGUGUGGUGAAUGAUCCGGAAUUUAGCCGCAAACCCCGCUGCACUAAAGUGGACCAAGCUCAGCACUGCAGUUGUGAUGCUGGCUUCCAUAUGAGCGGCACGUCUCACAGCAGCAUAUGCCAGGAUGUGAAUGAGUGUGAGGUGUACAAAACAAACAGCGGAUUACUAUGUGCUCACACGUGUGCGAACAUUCCAGGCUCAUACCACUGCUCCUGCCCCAGUGGCUACAAGCUGCUAGCAGAUGGCAGAAGCUGUGAGGAUGUAGACGAGUGUCUUACACAACAGCAUAACUGCAGCCGUGGCACCACCUGUGUCAACACCGGAGGAAGUUUCCAGUGUGUAAAUCCAGAGUGCCCACACUUGCAUGGAAAUAUCAGCUACGUCAAGACAUCACCUCUAGUUUCUUCAUGAUGAAUGCCAGGAUCAACAUUGGCCAGAAAAGUGAAAUAAUAUACAGCAGUGUGUUUUGUAAUGAUCUAUUUUGAGAAGUAUAGAAAAGGAAUGUUAACCAUCUUGCUGUUUAAUGCAUCCAUUCUCUAGUACUGUAAUAUGAGCAGAUGAAAAGGACCACAUAUUUCUAGAAGCACAUUUGGACUAUGUGCCUUGGCCUCAAAAUGGCAGUGAGCUCUAAUCUUCAGACCUCAGCAGCAUAAUUAUUAGUAAUCACAUCUUUGAGACUUUCUGGUUGAUGGUUUUGCUCAUGUUUUAAAUCUUAUAUUGCAUUGUUUGUGUCCCACACAGUCAGGGCCAGUUCAGGAGGUAGAAAUAUUAAGUGCAUUAGAAAUCCCCUGAGCCACGGCUUUAAGGAAAAUGAGCGAUGAGCUGCAAUGUAACCAUUGUUCUAAUUAAUGCACAUUGUUCUCUACAUAUAGUAAAUAUACCUUAUGCUGAUGAUUUUGAUCAAAUUGUUAAAACUAGUGGCAGCUCAUCGAUAGAGGCAACUGGGGCCAUUUGGCCUCAACCAUAUUAGCCUUUCAAAUUAUUAAUCUUCAUAAAGUCCUCAUUCACAAUAUGGUUAUUUGACAGAUAUAAUCCAAUUUUCCUUUGACUUGCAGAAAUCACUAUGAUCCCAUGCUCACUCUAUGAACAUUUUUCACUGAGGGAGGGACAACAGACAGGACAGUUUUGCCAGAUUGGCCUAGUUUAAAAAUACUCUGUGACCAAUAAGAACUUGAUUUAAAGUAAAUACUCUAAGUACUGUGUCUGUGAUGUACAGAACCAUCUCUGUUGUAAGAUAUAUUGUGACAAUUUGGAGUUAGAUAGGGGGAUUAUGGAGUGAAAAACAAAAGUACAUCUGAAGUAUGUGAAAUACUUGUUUCCCACACAAAGACUGAGUAAAGAAGAAACGUAUCUCCUUUUUCCAAUGUCCAAAUUGUGUGUGUGUGUGUGUGUGUGUGUGUGUGUGUGUGUGUGUGUGUGUGUGUGUGUGUGUUCGAUGUAGUUGGGCUGGAAAUUUUGACCCGUUCACCCCAGUUUAAGAUAUUAUUUGAACAAAUGUACAUGUAAAACUGCUCAAAAAGCAGUGCUAGGUUGUAUGCUUGAUGGCUGUAUAUGGUUGAAUCUGAACUGCCUAUUACAGCAUUACUCCUUAAAUUCACUCGAUAGAAGCAUGUAGCAUAAGUCAAGUGUGAUAGCUGACUUAAUUACCUCCACCAACUUUGUUGGAGGAGGUUGUGUUUUCUCCUCCAUUUUGUUUGUCUGUUCCCAAUGUAACUCAAAAAGUAGUGAAAGGAUUUUGAUGAAAUUUUGAGGAAAAAUGAGCCAUGGGCCAAAGAACAAUUGAUUAGAUUUGGAUGCAACUCCGGAUAUGUACAGUGGUGCUUGAAAGUUUAUGAACCCUUUAGAAUUAUCUAUAUUUCUGCAUAAAUAUGACCUAAAACAUCAUCAGAUAUUCACACAAGUCCUAAAAGUAGAUAAAGAGAACCCAGUCAAAUGAGAAGAAUAUUAUACUUGGUCAUUUAUUUAUUGAGGAAAAUGAUCCAAUAUUACAUAUCUGUGAGUGGCAAAAGUAUGUGAACCUUUGCUUUCAGUAUCUGGUGUAUCUGGUUCUUUUGUCUGUUCCUAGCGUAACUCAAAAAGUAGUGAACGCAUUUUGAUGAAAUUUGGUGUACAGCUUUAGUAUUAUCAUAAGUUCAAGUGAUUUGAUUUUGAUGUUAAUAUGUGGCUUGGUUGAGGUAUGCACUCUACCGAGUACCCUUCUAGUUUUGCUUGAGGCUAUGGUGUUAUUAAUGCUGUCUGGUUAAAAACUGAAUUUUGAUUAUGACAAAGACAAAUAAAAAAAUGCAGGUUCAAAACAAAUUAUCUGGCAGACCUCACUUUAUCAAGUGCAUAUCUUUGGGGAGAAUGGGGAGGACAUACGAAAUGCCACACAGACAGUAACCCAAACUCAGGAUUAAACCUGGGACACUGAAGCUAUGAGGCAGCAAUGUUACCUGCUGCACCAC